Macrobrachium nipponense is the source of this 1700-nucleotide messenger RNA. RefSeq lists its product as uncharacterized. The coding region runs from base 362 to 1549 and encodes 395 amino acids. Lineage: Eukaryota; Metazoa; Arthropoda; Malacostraca; Decapoda; Palaemonidae. The transcript has 6 exons. The record is from RefSeq and is a predicted model, not a curated record.
CGGCCAACCGUCAUCAAAUAAGGUUGUGGUUACGCUGUGUUCCGUUGUGCUCGUAUAUAGAGAGAGAACUUUCCUCGGUCGCACUUGGUGAGGACUGGUGUUUCUUACGAACAAAAUAUACACGACAGAGACUCUUGCGAACAAUUGAAGAAGGGAGAGAGGAAAUUCUGUGCUCUUUUGGGUGAUUUUCAAUUGAAGGGAGGAAAAAGAGUUUAUUUACACUACCGGGGCGUUCACCCUUAGAAGAAGCUGCUUGAGGUUUCGAGUUUUAUACAAAGAGAAGUAACAGCGCAAUUCUUCAAGACUCGGUACAUCUGAAACCCGGUAGAAAACAACGCACAACACUUCCUGGUCUCCAGGAAUGGGCGUGAUGAAGCUCUGCGCGGGCGUGGUGGUGGCAUUGGUUUUAGCGUGGGCGUGCGUCGGAGUCAACGGUCACGGCAGGUUGAUAGAACCGCCUUCGAGGUCAACAGCUUGGAGGUAUGGUUUCAGCACGCCACACAACUAUAAUGACCACGAAAUUUACUGCGGAGGAUUUGCUCGCCAGUGGCAGAGAAACGGAGGAAAAUGCGGCCCUUGUGGAGACCCCUGGGACAUGAAACAGCCUCGUGACAAUGAAGAAGGGGGAAAGUAUGGCCUGGGAGUCAUAGUGAAGAAAUAUAAGCACAGUAGCAUCAUGACAGUGGGGGUGGAACUCACAGCCAAUCAUAGAGGAUUCUUCGAAUUCCGUCUGUGCCCACACAACCAACCUCGUGUUCCUGUGACUAACGAGUGCCUAGAUCAGAAUGUCCUCAAGCAAGCUGAUGGUUCUGGAGAAAGGUACUUUCCUGGUCCAGGAGCAAAGAAAUUCUACGCCAAGUACAGACUGCCUCGAGGACUCACAUGCAAGCAGUGUGUGCUGCAAUGGCGGUAUGUGGCCGGCAACAACUGGGGAGUAUGUGAGAAUGGAACAGGAAUGGUGGGCUGUGGCCCUCAAGAGCAGUUCCGCGCAUGUGCAGAUAUAACAAUUACUGAGGAAGACGGCUAUGCUGAUGACACUCCCAGCUACAUUCCUGAGUACACUGACACCAACGAUGUUGACUACAACGAAGUUGACACAGACAAUUGGGAUAAAGUGCCAAAGGUACCAGCUGGCGAGCAUGUAAACCACGUAGGACACAUAGUGGCCUUGGUGUUUGCCUUCCUGCUUAUAAUCUUAGUGCUGUUUGGACUCGUGGCUUACUUCUACUGGGCGAGAGAUGCCUUGAAGAACUUCAUGAAGAACCGCAGUGCAAGCUCGUGGAGGAAGACUUCGCCACCACCUCCCAUUACCCCUACACAGAAAAGCGCUGUCUUGACCAUCUCAGGACCAAUUGGAGUCCCACCCCCAGUACCCCCACGUCGAAACAGAUCCACCUCAGGAGGAGAUCCCGCAACAGCUCAGAGCCAAAGAGAGAUCCACUCCAUCAGUGGACCAACAGCAGUCACCAUCAAUGGAGUGGCUGUCAAACCGGGCAAUGUUCCUCAGGGCGUCGUGGCCCAGGCUCCUCUUCACGUUCCUGACGAUUAAGUGUUAUUUAUUUAUAUUUCAUGUGUUGUGUUGCAUAGAAUUACCAGUGAAGUUCUUUUUUUUUUAGCAUAUUCAGGAACUAUGAUCUCAACUUGAGCAGAUUCUUCAGAACAGGUUUGAAGUUAACUCACAAACUAACAGACAUUCAUAG